UGUGAUUAAAAAUUGCCCUGUUUUCUAACAAACAAACAAGUAUUAAAGUGUGUACUGUAUUGCCAUUGAGAUUUGUAUUACUAUUGAUACAGUCCUCACAUGACAUAAUUCAUGUUCAAAUCUUGAAUACCAACACGGUGGUAGCAUUUCAAUACUUAGAGCAUGUACUUUCUUAUACAUUAGUUAAUUGAUACAUAAAUAAUAUAUCAUGUAUAAUAAUUAAUAUGUACAUAUAAAAUUUAAAAAUUAUUGUGUACAGUAAAAUAAAAUUUAAUUAAAAUUGAACUACUGUAUACACUGUACUGUAGCCAACAGUAGUGUAAUAACGUUCAAUAUUUUUUAUAUAUUAUAAAUUUUAGUCAUUCAAAUUUUGCAUUAUUUUUCAACCUAAUACACAUUCAAUCUCUACAGUGUAGUAAUUAAUGGUAUUAAAUCACUUUUUCUUUUUUAGGUCUGAUGAAAACUUGCUUAGUUUCAGUGAAGGGGAUAUAUUUUGAUAAAGUUUGGUGGCGACAAGGGUGGGGAUACAACAAAGUUUGAAAUUCAGUUGUGCUGUCUUCCCAAACCAAAUUCACUGGAAAAUGUAAUUGUGGUGCUAGUAUUUCAAGCCCCAGACUUCACCGUAAACCUUCAAAAAGGUCUGGCCCUUAUUAUGGAUGAAGUUAUCGAUAGAGAAGGGAGUGUGUGGAAAUCAGAAAGGACAAACAAGAUUACGAGUUCUUGUCUUGUGUUUAUGGACUCAUUGGAUCUAACGGUUUCAAUACCUUCGCUACAGAUCUCAUUUGGGAUAUUUAAGAAACUGUUCGAUAUUUUAGAAAGAGAUGUCCACGAUAUUGACUGUCAAAUAUUUUAUUUGCAGCAGAGGACUCUUGGUCCAACUAGUGAUCAUGAGUUGACAGACUUCGAAACAGCCAUUUCAGAGGCCGCCACAAUUAGAAAUAACAGUAUUACUGAAAUCAAAUCCUUGAGACGCUAUUGAGCAGAUGCGGGAUGAACUCCCGUUAUCAAUCCUUGCUAAUAGUGAUGUGAUGUCCAACAAAGUGGCAGGCAUCUGCUAUGAAACUGCUGUAAAAGAACAGAAGGUGAAAGACUUGUCCAGGAAAAUCAUAUAGAUCAAGAGCUGAAAUUCGCAAGUGGCCCCUUUGGCAACAAGUAUGGAUGAUGUUUUGCAUGCUAAUAAAAUACCAAGACAACAAUAUCAUGGGAAA
Messenger RNA from Anneissia japonica, 1208 nucleotides. RefSeq lists its product as uncharacterized. The coding region runs from base 653 to 979 and encodes 108 amino acids. Lineage: Eukaryota; Metazoa; Echinodermata; Crinoidea; Comatulida; Comatulidae. The transcript is spliced from 5 exons. The record is from RefSeq and is a predicted model, not a curated record.